Messenger RNA from Xyrichtys novacula (pearly razorfish), 270 nucleotides. The record is from the annotation of a GenBank genome assembly. Lineage: Eukaryota; Metazoa; Chordata; Actinopteri; Labriformes; Labridae.
AUGACCGACCGCUCGAUAGUGGCCGGUCCAGGAGCCGAGGCUCAGCAGGUUUCGAUGCUCCUGUCAGCUCUGAUCAGUGUGAUGGAGCAGAACUCAGGCGAACAGGGCGACGGCGGGCCACCAGGGUUACUGCAGGAUCAGAAAAACCAAUAUCUGUCCUCGCCAAGCUCUCGAUUAUCUCCCAGGACACCCUUUAGCUUCAGUUCGGUUGAUCUUGAAGUAAUCCUGAGAGUUAAACUCCACGAACCCUCGCACAAUCUCAGACUCUGA